GACGUGAUUGGCUGCACGCAUUCGGUAUAAUGUGCGCGCGGGGCCAGCAGCUCUGCGCUCUCUCUUCAGCACCGCUGAUUGUGAUUGACAGUGCCAUGUCCACCUCGAGGAGCCCCUUCGGUCCCGGGGCAGGCGCUCCGUGCCAGCCCUCCUCCUCAGUCGAGAGCAGCGGCUAUUUAGAGCCCGAUCCGGACUCGGGACUCCUCUUGCCGGUGACACGGUCCUCCCUGCUGACCCGCCGUCUCCUGCGUUUGCGGGCCCGCGGGAGCAGCCCCGUCGCGCGCCGCACGAGGGAGAUGAUCCCCACGGAGCAGAAAGAUUCCGCCUACUGGGAUAAGCGACUGAAGAACAACGAGGCGGCCAAGCGGUCCCGGGACAAGAGGAGGCUGAGCGACCUGGAGCUGGAGGGUCAGCUGCUGGCGCUGAGCGACGAGAACAAGCAGCUGCGCGCUCAGGUGCUCAACCUGUGCGCGGAAAGGAGCGACGCGUUCGCGACUUCCACGGCACCGGGUUCUACUUUGCCCCGAUCACCUCGACCGGUUCACUCCCCGGCUGCCCUCUUCCAGACGCCACUCUGGGGAAGCGGCAGUCCGGCUUCCGUCCUGGGCGCGAGGCAACGGGAGUCCGCCAUCCACCCGUUCGAGGCCAAGAUCCCCAGAGGCGUUGGUGGUUUUCCGCCACACGGUUAUCACACCUGUGGAGCGCAGCGAGGCGGCUCCCUCCUCCGCGGGCCCCGCAGCCUCUCUCCCAGAGCAGCGUUGGAGGCCGGGAGGUUAGCGGAGACGGAUGCACAGCGACAGGUCUCCUCCAGCGAUGACGUCCGCAGCUCCAGCGAGGCGAUCCCGCACACGCCUGACGCGCUGCGCCACGCGGCCCUCCUGUCACAUCGGAGUUGGCCGAGUCGCUCCGCAGCACUGAUGUGCAAUAACUUCCUGCUGCCUUGGCGGCCAUUCUAUCUGGCCCCAGCGGCCGUCUACCCCGACCUGCCUCUCUACAUGCGGGAGAGACACGGCCUGGGUCUCGGCGUGCGGGCGGACACUCAGGGGGGGUUCAAGAGCCCUGCCCCGGCGGGGCCGUCUCCCCUCGGGAUGCACCUCAGUCCUGAUGGACACUGAGUUUAUUACAGAAGCCCACUGUGUAUGUUGACGCUGUAAUGACACUUUAAAACAAGUGUCAUUACAGCUGUCUAAUGCAAAAGAGCCUUUAGAAUUUAAUAACAAUUGGGUCUAAAGAGCUCAAUAUUGUUCAAUUACUUGGUGAUUACAGUGGGCUCAAGCUGUAGCAUAAUAUACAGAAUAUGAUGUGUAUUUAUAAUAUACUCUGUGUGGAUUGACUGUUUGACUUUCUGUGGUUUCGAAGGUGUUUCUAUUUUAUUUGUUUUACUUUGAUUAAUAACAGGUCUCUCUUUUUUGUGUGAUGAUUAGGUAUAGAGACAUAUUGGCUAGUGGGGUUAAGAUUAUUUUGUGAUUUUUAUUUUGUAUUUGUUUUACCGUUUAUCUGCAGUGAAUAACAUCGCAAGCGAAACUAUAGGUGCUUGGUAUUUCCCUUGAUCCGACCUGCGUGCAUAGGCGGUCUUAACAUGGAGGCAUAGGUAGGCUGCUGCUUGGGGUCCCCUACCAGUGGUCGUAGUAGGGGGGCCCCCAACCAACCUCAAAAAGAAAAAAAGCCCAAAACGCUUCAAAAGCAUGGUCAAUUGUAUUAAUAUUCUUAAGAAAUACGUUGAAGUAGUAGUUAAAAUGUCCAGUUCAUGGUUAUCUGUUGUGUCCCUACACCCCCUACUUUCACAAUUAAAUGAACUAGUCCGUAACGUGCGCGGCGCGAAAGAUAAACACACAGUGACAGGAGGACUGGAAGUUACACAGAGACAAUUCAGAAGACAAAAAUAAAAGCAAAAAUUAAGAGAGAAUUGGAAGGGACAGACACAAAAGAGAGAAGGUAAUCAUUUAACAAUACAAAAAAUCAUAUUUCUUAAUCCCAACGAUGGACUGCUGUUGUUUUUUUGUUAUCCUCCCAGUUCACGAUAUAAGAAAGAAGCACAUUUUGUUCAUAGACCAUAUUGUUAGUUGGUGACAAUGUUUUUUAUUAUUACUAUCAUUAUUAUUUUACAAGUACAGCUCCUACAUCUGCGCAUCAUGUUGGUGUGAAGACCUGUAAGAAAAUGUCAAAAAGUAGGAGUCUGUGUCAGAAGCGUGUGAUGUGGAGAACACACACGCACACGCACACGCACACGCACACGCACACGCACACGCACACACGCAUUUUGGCAAAGACCGGUGUUAUCUGAAACUUUAUUCUCUGUUCGGUUCCAUCGUGACUAUUAGUUUGUGUAGUGCUACACUUCUCUGCUUUCCAUCUUCAUUUUGGAGUAAAGAAGUGUAUGCAGGGUUUAAAAGGGGAAGGUUUUUUUUUCUCCAACCUUUUUUCGUCCUCUUUUAAAGAUCGGAUGGGGGGGGCCCCAUACAUACCUUUCGCCUUGGGCCCCCAAUUUGCUAAAUCCGUCACUGCCUGCGUGACUACCCAGCAGCCCGUGAUUCAAUGGUGAACCAUUAAAAGUUGAUCCACCACAAUGAUCCAAAAUAAAAGUAA
Molecule: messenger RNA, 2586 nt
Organism: Cyclopterus lumpus (lumpfish)
Lineage: Eukaryota; Metazoa; Chordata; Actinopteri; Perciformes; Cyclopteridae
Exons: 2
Coding region: 30-1115 (361 amino acids)
Biological process (GO): circadian rhythm; regulation of DNA-templated transcription
Cellular component (GO): nucleus
Molecular function (GO): DNA binding; DNA-binding transcription factor activity
Source: RefSeq, a predicted model, not a curated record